Messenger RNA from Monomorium pharaonis (pharaoh ant), 1537 nucleotides. Its product is annotated as yrdC domain-containing protein, mitochondrial-like. Lineage: Eukaryota; Metazoa; Arthropoda; Insecta; Hymenoptera; Formicidae. Gene Ontology annotation, molecular function: double-stranded RNA binding; nucleotidyltransferase activity; tRNA binding. The record is from RefSeq and is a predicted model, not a curated record. The transcript is spliced from 3 exons. Gene Ontology annotation, biological process: regulation of translational fidelity. Gene Ontology annotation, cellular component: cytoplasm. The coding region runs from base 457 to 1284 and encodes 275 amino acids.
ACUGGGUUGCGGUGUGGAGGGUCGUGAGGCGUGGGGAUGUGAACUUUAACCAACGAAAACGAACUUGAACGUUUGUUAUUUUACUCUAGAGAGAAAAGGGAUACGGUAUCUCGGCGAUAGAAAUACGCGUGACGGUUGGGAAUGAAGAAUGGUACUGCGAUUCUGUCCGUUCUGCGCUAAUCUUCUCAGGUUCCGGGUGGACACGCCGGGCCCUGUCUCCGAUCGGAAUCGAUUCGCGUGUCCCACGUGUCCGUACAUAUAUCAAAUAAGCAAGGAGGGCUUGAGAUCGCGCACCUAUUUCAUGGGCAAGAAGCUCGCCGACAUCCUCGAUUCCAAGUCCGCGUUGUUGGGUCAGCAGGCGACAGAGGAGCGUUGCCCCAAGUGCUCACAUCCACGUGCCUACUUCGAACAGAGGCAGACACGGUCUGCCGAUGAGCCUAUGACGCUCUUUUACACAUGCUGCUCAUGCAGUUACAAGUGGCGGGUCGAUUAAACUUGCAGAAGCUUUGGAAUUCCGCGAGCAUUCGAUGUAUCAUGAGCCCUAGUUCCAUGGGUCCCAUGAAAGUCAUAAUGAAUAAGGCCAAGGGAGAGCUAAAGAUGCUCGAGGCGAAGAUGCCAGAGGAGAAGCACUUCUUUUGCGGCGGCGACCGGAGCGUCGCAAUCGCGGCGGAGCUGCUGCGGCAGGGCAAGGUAAUCGCGGUGCCGACGGACACGGUCUACGGUCUCGCCUGCCUGGGUGCGAAUUCGUGUGCUAUUCAGCGGCUGUACGAGAUCAAGCGGCGGGACGAGGGUAAGCCGCUGGCGAUUUGCCUGAGCAAUGUCAAUGAGGUAGGUACGUGGGGCUGCCUGGACGACGUGCCGGCCGGCAUGCUGGAAAGUCUGCUUCCCGGGCCGUACACGAUAUGCCUGCGGCGCACGCGCGCCCUGAACCACGCCCUGAACCCCGGCCUUGACACCGUGGGUAUCCGCGUACCCAACGACAAGUUCGUGCGCAGCGUCGCUCAGAUUGUCGGCCCACUCGCGCUCACCAGCGCCAACGUCAGCAACGAGCCAAGUAGUCUGCACCCGGACGAGUUCCGUGCGCUGUGGCCGGAGCUCGAUGGAAUCUUCUACGGCCAUAAGAACUCGAAGAAGCAGAUCGAUCAACGUAGGGUUGGUUCCACCGUGGUGGAUGUGUCGAAGCCGGGUUGUUUUACGGUCGUGCGUCAUGGCAUCGGCGCGAGUAUCAUUAUUGGGACAUUACGCAAGUACGGUUUGAAAAAGAUCACCGAUACGUCGGAGUAACGCUAUUAUGCGACAUGUGAUUGAAUUCUUGGUAUUAAGUUAUGAGCGUAUCUAGGAAUUAUGUGUUACUUAGUAAUGUUGAUAAUUUGUACAACUUUGAAGAUGUAAAUACAAAAGAUUAUGGAUAUUUUAUAUUAUUUCUUUGUAUCGCAUAUUACUAUAAUACAAGUUAAACUGAAAAGACAACAUAAAGUUGUUAAAAGUUACAAUUGAACAGUAUGUAAAUAUGUAUAUAAAUGUGACUAAAACUUGA